AUGGCUCUGGAGCAGAUGGCGCAGGGCGGCUGCAUUGCGAACGUUGUGCUGGGAGCACAGAUAGGACGGAAGAUGACCACCACAGACGCCCUGCUGGCAGUGGUCAUGGGCAACGCCAUCCUGGGUGUAAUGGGCUCGACGGUGGCUUGGAUCGGCUGCCGGGAAGGCAUGGCCACGGCCAUGCUUGGCCGCUGGACCGGCCUCGGCAUAGUCGGCACAGGGCUGCUGAGCAUCAUCACAACUGGCAGCUUAUUCGGCUGGUUUGGGAUCCAAGCCGAGAUCGCCGGCAAUGGCAUUGAAGCACUCGUGCACCGGGGCCCGGCGUGGGCAUGGGCUCUGGCAAAUGGGUCGCUGGUGACGGUUAUCGUCGCCUUUGGCUUUCGCUGGAUGGUCGGUGCCUCCUGGAUCACAGGCCCGGUGUUCCUCGUCGUCGUGAUCUGGGCGUGUGCUGUCUCCCUGCAGGACUACGACCUUGCAGGGCACGUAGAGGUCUCGGAGCUUUCUUUGCUGCAUGGCGCCGGCGUGGUUGUGGGAGGCUGGGUUGUGGGCACGACGAUCCUGUCGGACUACUCCCGCUUUGCGCGGUCGAAGCGGCAGGCAGUAUCCAUCGUGCUACUUCCCCGUUGCGGCUCCAUCACUGCCUACAUGCUGGUCGGCGUCCUGUUGGCACAAGCUCAUGGGACUGACGACAUCAUCGCGGUCAUGGGGGAGUCUAUUGGCAUGGGAGCUGUCGUUGUCGUCGUGGCCGGCGAGAUGGUCAUCAACUGCAGCAACAUCUACUCGGCGACUCUGGCCAUGGUUUCCUUCUUUGACAUGGCCUUUGGAUGGCGCAUCCCCCGCCCGCUCUUGACGCUGGUGUGCGGCGCCGUCGGCAGUGCCCUUGGCGCGUUCGGAAUCCUGCGGGGCUUCAUUUCCUUCCUCGACCUUCUCUCGGUGACCUUCCCGCCUGUUGUCGGCAUUCUCUGCUGCGAGUACAUCCUUGUCCGGGCUUUCCGCCCGAAAUUGGACGAGACGCGAGCUGCUGGAACGAUGCCUCAGGUUGCCCCUGUGCUCGUUCCUACCUCGCUGGUGGCCUGGUUGGCGGCCACCCUGCUGGGGCACUUUGUUCCUUGGGGCACGCCCUACCUCUACUCCCUGUUCGGCGGCGCCCUCGUCUAUGGCCUGGGAGGCCUCCUGGGCCUGCUCCCGAGAGGCGGCGCGCAGACAGGACAGAGUGAGCCCUGCCCUGACCCCGGGGCUUGA
Molecule: messenger RNA, 1242 nt
Organism: Symbiodinium natans
Lineage: Eukaryota; Dinophyceae; Suessiales; Symbiodiniaceae
Source: the annotation of a GenBank genome assembly